UCCCACUCCGCGUCUUUAAGACUCCGCGCUCAGAGCCGCGCCGCGUCCCUCUCGUGUCGAGCCCUGAUCCCUGCAGUCGUGCGCCUGCCCCAUCACUCGUCGACGCCUGCCAAAUCAGUCGAAUCAUCAGCGUCGCUCCGUGUCGCGUCUGUCUGCGCCUCGCGUCGCGUUUUUGCGCAGCGUCUCUGUGUCACGUCUCGUGCCGCGUCUCUGUGUCGCGUCUCUGCGCAGUGUCUCGUGCCGCCUCUCUGUGCGUGUCGCGUGUCGCGUCUCUGUGCGUGUCGCGUGUCGCGUCUCUGUGCGUGUCGCGUGUCGCGUCUCUGUGCAUGUCGCGUCUCUGCGCAGUGUCUCUGUGUCACGUCUCGUGUCGCGUCUGCCUGCGUGUCGCGUGUCGCGUCUCUGUGCGUGUCGCGUAUCUCCGCGUGUCGCGAUGUCCGGCACGGGGGGUGAGAGCCAGGGUUUCGCCGCCCUGCUCUACAGCGAGCCCGGCGUGCUCGGCCUCCUCGCCAACGCCGUGAGUGCGCUGCUCGUGGCCAUGCACAACUUCUCGACGCACCGCGCUGCCGCGCAACUCUCGCCCACCAACAACAUCCUGUCCGGCGUGCACCUGAUCCUCAUUGGCGGCAUGACGCAGCUGGUGUCCGGCCUCCUGACCUUCCGCAAGUUUGACCACCUGGGUGGCACGGCCUUUCUGGCCUUCGCCGCACUCUGGAGCAGCUUCGGAGCAUCCCGAAUCAUCUCCGGCGUCAUGACCACCGCCGCUGCCACCAACUCCUCCAAUAUGACGAGUCUCGUGUACGAUCACGGCUUGAUAGUCAUCAGCAACACGACGGAACCGACCAUAGAAGUGUCACACACUGCCGUGGCGAGCCUCGUGGCGUACAUCUGCGUGUCGGCCAUCCUUGCCUUCUGCUCCGCCACCGCCAACUACAUCAUGCCGCCCGUGUUCGGCACCAUCACGAUCGUGCUGGUGUUCGAGGCCGUGCUGGCCGCGUACCCGCUGGGCUGGGCGGCCCCUGUGGCGGGCUUCUUCGAGAUGAUCAUCCUCGCCGCGGGCCUCUACGGCUCCGUGGCACUACUGCUCAAGGGCAUCACGCAGCGCUACGUGCUCCCGGGCUUCGGCAACGCGCUCUUUAACGUCCUGCUGCUGGGUACCGGCAGGGCGGCGAGCGGCGGUGGUGGCAGUGGGGGCGGUGGCGGCGCGGGUGGCAACGAGCGCAAGAAGAACACCAAGUACGCCGAGCCCAUGGCGCUCUGCUGUCUCUGCGACGUCGUCGCCGCCGUGAUUUUCGCCUUCUACUGCUUCGGGUUCCCGCACACGUUCACGGCGGGCGCGCUCUGGCUCAGCGUCAACUCCGCGCCGCAGCUGCUCGCCGCCUACUACGCGUUCCUGCGCGAGGACGCGUACCACGGGGCCAAGUCGGUGCUGCGCUGCAUCUUCUGGCUGGUGCACGCGUGGCAAGAAUUCGUGGUGUCCACCGUGGUGGGCACGGGCGAGCUGGACUCGGCGCAGCUGGCGAUGGUGGGCGACUGGUUCCUGCUGGUGGCGGCGGUCGUGCUGCUGCUCGUGUCGCUGGACAGGGACGUCCUGGAGACCGCCGAGAGUUCGUCCUUCGCGCUGCUCGCCGUGGCGGCCAUCCCGCAGAUACCGACGAGGGCGCGCUACGCGUUCCUGGGCGCCGCGUGCUGCGUGCACGCCGCCGUGAACCUGUACGCGACGUUCGCCCGGCUCAUCAACUCCAUCGCCGAGAAGCCGCUCGUCCCCAUCGGAGCCGUGCCCCUCGCCUCGCAGCGCCUGCGGGCCUUCCUGGGCGCGCUCCGAAGGUCCUGCUGCGGCAGCGGAAGCAGCAGCAGCAGCAACGAGACGGGCAACAACCAGCCCGGCCCCUCCAUGGCGCAGCUGUCAGACGCCGCGUUCUACCUGUGCAACGGCGUGGCCGCGAUGUCCGCGCUGCACUCGACGGAGCCGCUCCGCGCUCGCCUCUCCCUGCCCUGGGUGCUGCUGCCCGGAGCUCUGCUGCAGCUGUUCGUGGCCCGGGUUGGACUACUGCGUCCAGCGUCCAGUGGAUCCGUGAUGCCCUUCUGCUACGCGGCCUUCUGGGCUGUGUGGACUUGGCUGCGGCUGGCGGGAUCCCCCCUCCAGGUCCCUGAUAAUGAAAUUGACGGCUUCAUGGCAGGAGCGAUCUCCGCGCUCGUCAUCAACACCUUCUUGAUACUUGUGGCCGUGUACGGGAACCUCGUCCUCCUCUUCCACACGCUCGUCAUGCAGCUCCUCGUCAUCUGCCUCCUCCUCUUCACACUCAAGAGCCUCCCCCAGCCACUGGAGGACGUGGUGCUGGCGCUGCUGGCGCUCAGCUGUGCAUACGGGACACUCGCCUCGGUGUCGAACUGCGUCUUCGAGAGGCAGCUGCUGCCCCUGGGACGCGCCCUGCUGCGGACCCGUGCCACCCGUGACCCCGCGGCCCCCCCGUGCGUGACCCCCGUGUCGCGGCGCACGAGCGGCCUGCGCGAGAUCGCGGCUCUGCUGGGGGGCGGCGCCGUGUGCGGCGUCCCCACGGACACCGUGUACGCGCUCGCCGCCUCGUGCCGACACCCGGGGGCCAUCCAGCGCAUCUACGCCAUCAAGGACCGGCCCCAGGAGAAGCCCGUGUGCAUCUGCAUCUCGAGCCUGGAGCAGAUCGCAUUCGUGCGCCCCCCGUUCAGCCCCCUGCUCUGGGAGUUCAUGAGCAGCGUCUACCCGGGGGGCAUCAGCUGCAUCGUGCCCAAGGGGGACUGGCUCCUGCGCCUCGGUGUGGGGGAAGCGUACGACCUGGUGGGCACAGCAGACAGCAUCAUGAUCCGCGUGCCGGACAGCACCGUGGCGUCACACCUCGUGUCCAUGACAGGGCCCAUCGCCAUCACCUCGGCCAACCCGAGCGGGGAGCCCGAUAGCACCCACCACGACAUGGUGGUCCGGCGCCUGGGCGACAAGCUGGACGGGGUUCUGUGCGACGGAGACUCCAACGAGACGGUGGCCUCCACCGUGGUCAACUGCCUCGACAUCGACGGCAUCGGAAUCCGCAUCCUGCGAGAAGGCUGCGUGCCGGGAGCCGUCGUUCACCAGAUCUUCGAGCGCGUGGCGGCGGCGCAGGGCUUGGAAAGUUCGGACUGAAGAUUGCGUGCGGGCGCGGAACGUCAACGAUCGAAGCGGGGGGAUUCCACGGCGCUCCACAGCCAGAUGGGGGUUGCCACCCUCUCUCGUGGUGUACCAUAGUACAGAAGAUGAAUAUCUCGCGAUGCCGGUGGAGGAGGAGGGGAGGGUGGGAGAACCACAUGGCAAUGCGUUGUAUAAAGUUGCGCGGAUAAAAGAGGGGGGGAGGGAAUGAGAAGCCAUUAACCCUGACCCCCCCCCGUCACCCACCCCGUCCCCCCCAAAAAAUGUCAGACCAUUCUUGUGUUCGUUCGAUAUGUACACUUGUAAAUAAUUGUUGAUGAUUCUUGAUUCGUUGAUGUAUAUUUCCUUAUUGAUCCGCUUGUUUGGAUGUUAAUGAACAUUGGCUUUACGUAGAAUACAUUUCGUUUUCCGAAAUGAGGCGGCCGUCUGUUGCAGUGGAACUAAUUUGCGUUGCAGCGGAACGAAAACUGAUUCGCCCGACACCAAACGUGCAGCCGGGUGCGUGCUCAGAUGAAUGGGGAAAGUGAACUGGGAGUGAAUCAUAAGAGAGCAUCAUCUUUUGUUUUCUAUAUAUGUAAAUAUACAAAAUAGAGAUACAUAAAAAUCACGGAUGCUGAGCAGAGGCCCGAAACGCCAAGCGGCCAGUAACAAACCGCACCAAUAAAGCUGUUCUACAGAUACGAGUGUAACACGUUUCUUGUAUGGGUAAUGACAACUUGACGCCCUUCUCUUGAGAUGGCACUUUAUUGAAGACAUGUUCACUUGACAUCAGGCGGAGACCCCCACUGCAACAGCCCCGAGUCUCCCGCGCAUCUCCCCCUUAUAUACCGACACGAGGCCACGCCCCCCUUCCCGAACCUUCUCGCUGACUCUGGACACUCGCUCCACCGGCAGACUCCACCGUCCUCUUCCGUCGCCUGACCACGCUCCUCUUCUCGAUCAAUCCCGUAGCCACCAGUCCCUUCGCACUCGCAACUGAUGCCCCUGUCAUUACCUCCCGUAGCCACCAGUCCCUUCGCACUCGCAACUGACUACCCUGUCAUUACCUCCCGUAGCCACCAGUCCCUUCGCACUCGCAACUGAUGCCCCUGUCAUUACUUCCCGUAGCCACCAGUCCCUUCACACUCACAACUGAUGCCCUUGUCAUUACCUCCCGUAGCCACCAGUCCCUUCGCACUCGCAACUGACUCCCCUGUCAUUACCUCCCGUAGCCACCAGUCCCUUCGCACUCGCAACUGAUGCCCCUGUCAUUACCUCCCGUGGCCACUAGUUCCUUCGCACUGUCGGCUGACUCCCCUGUCAUUACCUCCCGUGGCCACUAGUCCACUCACCCCGCAUGUCGACUCUACUGUCAUUACCGAUGUAUGUACGUUGAACUUGAAUUAAUCAAGAAUCUAUAACAAUACAGUAUGAAUACAGCUCACUUCUGCAGGCAUG
Molecule: messenger RNA, 4591 nt
Organism: Lethenteron reissneri (Far Eastern brook lamprey)
Lineage: Eukaryota; Metazoa; Chordata; Hyperoartia; Petromyzontiformes; Petromyzontidae
Biological process (GO): regulation of translational fidelity
Cellular component (GO): cytoplasm
Molecular function (GO): double-stranded RNA binding; tRNA binding; nucleotidyltransferase activity
Source: RefSeq, a predicted model, not a curated record